Messenger RNA from Oncorhynchus mykiss (rainbow trout), 2321 nucleotides. RefSeq names its product B cell receptor associated protein 31 (gene bcap31). The record is from RefSeq and is a predicted model, not a curated record. Gene Ontology annotation, cellular component: endoplasmic reticulum membrane; endoplasmic reticulum. Gene Ontology annotation, biological process: endoplasmic reticulum to Golgi vesicle-mediated transport; intracellular protein transport. NCBI's taxonomy places the organism in Eukaryota, Metazoa, Chordata, Actinopteri, Salmoniformes, Salmonidae.
AUUAAGUAGUCCAUGGGCAGCAAGACACCGCCUCUUUUUAGAAUAUGCGAGUGGAAUCAUUUUAACUUACUUUACCUGUUGUCCGCUGAUUUUGUCCGUGUGUCGGAGGUAAUCUGAGACAAAAUAUCUACAGGGAACUGUUAUUAACCCGACUUCCAGCACGCUGGUCUGUAUAUCGGUUUGUAUUUACAAUACUGAUGCAAUUCGCACGUGACGAACACCUUGCACAAUAUGUAAACCAUGGCUGGCCUAGCUUAACCAAACCACAGAUCGAAAGUUGUUCCACGCGAACAGCUGGCAAAUUUCACUUAUCGCUUCCAGCUAAUUUGCUUGGAAAUGUGCUUCGGUCAACGAAGUUUAGUUACAUUCGGUUGUUUACAUGUUGUGCAUCACGUGCAGAGUAUCAGGAUAUUAAAUAUACAAGCGACAGAAUCUACCCUCGGGUGAACAAAAAAUAUCCACAGGAAAGUCAUCUCCACUUCCUGCUGCCAAAAGGACCAACAGCAUGUACAACUGAAUCUUAUCUGAUCAACAUGAGUCUACAGUGGACAGCCGUGGCCACAUUCCUUUAUGCGGAGGUCUUCUUUGUUUUGCUUCUGUGUGUGCCCUUCAUCUCCCCCAAGAGAUGGAGUAAGAUCUUCAAAUCUCGUCUGGUUCAAACUAUCGCAUAUUAUGGAAACACCUCCUUCAUUGUAGCCAUUGCCAUUCUAGUUUUCUUACUAAUUGAUGCGUUCAGGGAGGUGCGAAAGUACAGUGUGACUGAGAAGGUGGACCUGACCAACAACCCAGUGGCUGUAGAUCACAUUCACAUGAAGUUGUUCAGAGCCCAGAGGAAUGAGUACAUUGCUGGCUUCGCCCUGCUCCUGUGUGUGUUGCUGAGGCGACUGGCAACCCUGCUCUCUCAGCAGGCCACUUUGAUGGCUUCCAACGAGGCCUUCAAGAAGCAAGCCGAGGGAGCCAGUGAUGCUGCCAAGAAGUACAUGCAGGAGAAUGAGGAUCUGCAGGCGAAACUGAAGGAUGCCGGCGUCGCUGUCCCAGAAGUGGGCAAGAAGCCAUCUGGAGUUGGAGUGCAGGAGGAAAACAAGACACUGAAGGCAGAGGUGCGCUCUCUGAAGGAUGAGCUGGAAGCCACAAAGAAAGUCCUCCUGAAGUCUGACGGUGACGUGAAGGCAAUGAAGAAGCAGGCGGAGAACCUGACUGUGGAGUACGACCGCCUGCUCAAUGAACAUUCCAAGCUGCAGGCAAGCAGUGAUGCUCAAUCGCAGGACAAAAAGUCCAACUGAUCGGGAGAGAAGUGUUGACGUGCUCGUACCAUCCACCGUCAACAACAGCCACCCAUCACCACUGCUUUACACAGGAAGUCAUUAGGUGCUGAAUGUGCAGACCUGCAGGAGGAGGAUUUGGUUUAUUUGCCUUCAAAGCCUCGCUACUCUGUUGUGGCGUACAAUGGAUAGCCAUGUUUUUUAUAUGGUUUGCCUCCAUUUGUGAAACCACCAUGUACUUUAUAUCUGUACUUAGCUGUUUUCAUUCCAUUUGAAAUUAAAUGAACAAAUUGCACAUCUGAACAGAUGAUCCUCUUUGUAUUUGAGAAGGCUAUGUCCCCUGUUUGGCAGUCUGAUUUUACUACUUUAGUUGUUCAACCAAUGUAUCUAUUCUGAGGGGACCUGGUAACAGUUGUCCAUGUCACAAAUAUUCCGAUAUCUGAUAGAAAAUAUGUAGUUGCGAGUCACCUUUGGACUUACUGUAAGGUGUGGUUUAACAUCUUAUUCCUAUUCGUCAAUUCUUCAUUCUUUUUUUGAAUGUAAUCUCUGUGUUACCUGUUACAGUAUGAGGCAGACCCUACUGUCAUUAAGGGCAUCAUAUUGUAUGGUUGGGAAUCUGCAUAUGCUCCUUUGAUGGAAAGCAGUUCAUUUUCACUCCAGUAAUUAGGCCCAUUUCAUGCUUUUGACUGAACAAAUCUUUGAUUUGGCACAUCUUGUUCUUUGAAGCCCUUAUCCUCUUGCUUUGUUUGAAAAUUAAUAAGUUCCUUUUACCUCGUCUGACUGCACACUUCUGUAUUGGAGAAGUGCCUCAGGCACAUGGUGUGACGAACUUGUACCACUCAAAUCACUAAGCCUGCAUAACAUGAUAUGAGAUGAGCUAUAUUGGAAUGUAGGGCUUCAUGGCGUCCUUCCAUUUGAAGUCAGUUUGCGCCUCUCAUUGGUUGGCAUUUAAAAACACGGUUGGUUCAGUCUUUCAAAUGUUAGACAUGAUGUAGUCUUUAAAUUCUGAUAUUUGAAAGAAUGUUGGAAAUUUGUUUAUUAAACUUCUUUGCGAUCUCA